AUGAGCAUGCGCAUACCCCCGACGCUCAGCAAGGAUCAUCUCACGGGAACGAUGGACGUGAUUCGCAAGAAUGGAUCGGUCUUCGUUAGGCCGAAUUCUGUCUGCGGCACCCCGUGCGGGACGCAGGGAGUCGACGAUCUUCGCGCAACAUGUAAGCCUACAACGUGCUUCUAUCGGACGCCUCUUUCCACUUACACAGAUGACUUCAGGCCUUACCCCAGAGACGAUGCAUAUCAGAGAUUCUACGACAGCCUGCGCUGCCCCACACUCAGUACACUCACCCACAAGCAGAGGAUGAUUGGAGAUAACACAACGACAUAUGAGGCUGCGUACCAGCCGAUGGACGGAACAAGCGGCUCCUUGCCUUCCCUGCGCUUCGGAGUGAAGUGCGGCACGAUGACAUGUCCGCCCGGCACAAAACCGAUGACCGUAGGGGGCUGCAGGAACGGUUGCCCGAAUCCUCAGAGCCAAAGCUCGAUAGAUCUUGAUAGAAAGUGCAUUGCAGAUGGUAAUCUGUGCUCUAGCAGUAGAUGGAAAUCCACUUAUACCAAAGAUUAUUGUGAGGGCAUGACUUCGUAUCCUGUCGGCUUCAAUCACCAGGGAAUCAGUCAGCAUUUCACUCAGUUCCUGAACAGCGGCAAAUGGGGCACCGGAAAGAUUGAGCGGGCGGUCGAAACACUUCACUAG
Messenger RNA from Giardia duodenalis, 687 nucleotides. RefSeq lists its product as uncharacterized. The transcript has a single exon. The record is from RefSeq and is a predicted model, not a curated record. Lineage: Eukaryota; Fornicata; Diplomonadida; Hexamitidae. The coding region runs from base 1 to 687 and encodes 228 amino acids.